GGAAACACCUGAUGGUCUCGCUGGGACAAUCCGCUCCAUAUAACUCCCCUCUUCACUGUCGGAACAUAAAUCUACCUCCAGGCUUCACUUUUGUCGAGUUUUUGUUUUGUUUUCUCUUCUGAAAAAGUUACAGAGCCAGCUGAUCUCUCUUUCUCUCUCUCUUCAUCCAAAGAAUUAUUGAUAAGGAGACAUUGCACUAUACUUUUUAUUUUUAUUGUUCCUAUUUAUUGUAUUUUGCACUAACGAUGCACACCACGCAAAAGGACACGACCUAUACGAAGAUUUUUGUCGGGGGUCUUCCCUACCACACCACGGAUUCAAGUCUCAGGAAAUAUUUUGAGGUGUUUGGUGAGAUUGAAGAAGCGGUGGUCAUCACCGACAGACAGACCGGCAAGUCUAGGGGUUAUGGAUUUGUGACGAUGGCCGACCGCUCGGCUGCAGACCGGGCCUGUAAGGACCCCAACCCAAUAAUUGACGGCAGGAAGGCCAACGUCAACUUGGCCUACCUGGGGGCCAAGCCUCGUGUGAUGCAGCCAGGUUUUACCUUUGGUGUUCCCCAAAUUCACCCUGCGUUCAUCCAAAGGCCUUAUGGAAUCCCGGCCCACUAUGUGUACCCUCAGGCCUUCGUUCAGCCUAGUAUGGUCAUCCCUCAUGUGCAACCUGCUGCCGCUGCACCUGCCACUGCUUCUUCCCCCUACAUCGACUACACUGGAGCUGCUUACGCGCAGUAUUCUGCAGCCGCAGCCAGUGCUGCAGCCGCCGCCGCAUACGAGCAGUAUCCUUACGCCGCAUCCCCUGCCGCUGCAGGCUAUAUGGCUACUGCUGGCUAUGGUUAUGCAGUCCAGCAGCCUUUAGCCACCGCUGCCCCGGGCUCUGCUGCUGCUGCGGCCGCAGCCUUUGGUCAGUACCAGCCUCAGCAGCUGCAAGCUGACCGCAUGCAAUAGCAGCCACUGCAACCACUGGACAUGCAGAGUGAGGAGGCCCACCCCCGGCCACAGCUGAUUGGUCACGACAGGGCGCACCAAAGGAAAAGGAAGAGGGAGUGGCAUUAAGGGUGGGCGUGUCAGCAACUCAGAGGCUGAGUUGCUUUAAAAAGGUGAUGAUGAUGAUGAUGAUGAUGAUGAUGGUGAGAUGGGAACUUUUUACAGUAACUUUCCAACUUGCUGUGCUUCAACCAAAAAACGAGAAAAUGAAAAAAAGUCGCAGAACAAAUAAUGGAAAAUGAUUUACUAUUAUUAUUGUUGUUGUUAUUUCUAUUAUUAUUAUUAUUAUUAUUAUUAUUAUUAUUAUUAUCAUUACAAUUAUCAUUGUAGUAGAGUACUUAUUUCUAGAGAAGAAAUGCAGGAACUAAUCCCUGUGGUUGGUAUAGGUGUUGAACUAAGCCUUUAAGUCCUAUUGCUGUCUUUAACGUUAGUUUAGGAAACUGUUCUCUUUUUAUCACUUGUGGUUUUCCAUAGGUGUUUUUGAUUAUUUGAUGCCCUCAUAACAUUUAUAUUUAUUAUUGUCAUUGUUACACAUUGGGGGCACUUCUUGUUCUUUUUGUCUUUUCAAGUGCAUUUUUUGGAGUUAAUAUUUUCUGAUAAUCAGGGAAAUGGAACCGUUUCCAACGUGUUAGCUAUUAUUAUGUGACCUCUGUCAGGAAGUCGAGCAGUCGUAACUCGUCGUGUCACACAUAUUUGAAGAACUACCUUUUAUUUAUCUUCCUGAUGCUGAAUGUCCCUUUUUUUUACUCUGUGUCUCGACCUCUUGACCUGUUCAAAGCAAACAAAUCUCCAGGAGACAAAACAACAAAGAAAAGAAACAAAAAAACUGAAAAUGUCAUCAACUCUGACUUUGAUUCUUGGACUAAAGGGGGACUUGGCAAACACAACAAACGCACUGACAAAAGGAGAGAGGUUGAAAAUGGCUUCAGACAAUGAGAAACACUAAAUCAGUCGCUUUUCCACAUGUUUCCCUCACACGUUCACUGACACAUGCAUCCAGAGUUGCACACAUAGCAGUCAAAGACAAAGGCAGCACAGUUGUGUUUCUGUGUGGCUCUGGGAUGGAGAGAAAGAAAAAGAGAAAGAACAGAGGGAGAGAGCAGCUGCUGGUGGGGGUGGACAGAGCCGCUCCAGCGCCACACAGACAGAUCACUCUGGAAAGAACGCAUCACUUGUGCUCGUUUGUCGAGCUGUCACAUUUUAAUCCCCGGCCGGGCACAUUUGGGAACCAACUUCACACCCCUCCACCUAACACAGAGCCCCAUAGCAGACCCCCACCCCCAACCUACCAGUCAGUCAGCCCUGCAGCUGUCAGCACUUCCACCUCUGUGCUGCUGUAGUCUGGUGUCAGGUACACACUCCACAAGCACGCUCACACAAACACACAUGCACACACACACAUACACACACACACGCUUUCACCAAAGCCACCCCAACAACUGGCCUGCCUCAUGUCUGUCAAGAACACCAGGUGGGAUGGAGAGGACAGGGGGGUUUGACUCUUUGACGUUAUGUUGGUCUGUGUGCCUUACAUUUUUACUGCUAUUUAAGAGAAAAGAAAACCAGAAAAAAAGAAUAAAAGAAAUCUACUAUUUAAGAUAUUUAUUUUUGAGGGUUGACUAUGUUGACGCUCUGAGAGUAGAGACUUAGUGGCGGUACUGUAUUAAUAAUAUCAUUAUGUACUCAUCUCAAGGCAUAUAUAAGUUAUUGAUUAGUUUUAGUAAUAAUAUUAUUAUAAUUAUUAUUAUUAUUAACAUACUCAACCAAAAAUGUUGAUGUAGGAGUUAUUUAAGACACUGUUAUGUGCACUGUACUUUUAUUUUUUAUCUUUUUCUUCAGAACAUGACAUUAAAUAUUAGCUUAAUGCCUUUAUGCCUUUUGUAGGGAAGAAACCUUUAUUUAAAUGCAGGCCUGUUUGCAUGCAGAUUGUACUCGGCCUCUUCUGUGUUUAGAUAAGAGGAAAAAACAAUAAUAAUUCUGACAAAAAAACAAGCUAAAAUGCUGCUUUCUCCACUAGAAUGUAUAGUUGUCGUCAAGGUUUCAGUAGCUGUGCUUCUUUUGCUUAAUAUUCAUCAGAUGGGCUAUUUUACAAUGUUGGGAAUUUUUAUACUUGAACUAUUUCUUACAAGGGAAAUAUGAAAAACUAAAUGACAAAAAAAACUUUUUAAGGAAGCUUUUCAUUGUCACUGGAUGAAGGCAUGUAAAUUGUUACUAUUUAAAUGCAAAGGUCCUGUUGAUAAUAAAACCUUUACUUCAGAAUUUCAACACCAUUUACUCAAAAUUGGAAUAAAAUGAUCUAUAUUUAAA
This is a messenger RNA of Micropterus dolomieu (smallmouth bass), 3290 nucleotides long. RefSeq names its product RNA binding motif protein 24a (gene rbm24a). Bases 246 to 944 code for a protein of 232 amino acids. Gene Ontology annotation, cellular component: cytosol. The transcript has 4 exons. Gene Ontology annotation, molecular function: mRNA 3'-UTR binding. Lineage: Eukaryota; Metazoa; Chordata; Actinopteri; Centrarchiformes; Centrarchidae. The record is from RefSeq and is a predicted model, not a curated record.